Messenger RNA from Hibiscus syriacus, 748 nucleotides. Its product is annotated as ethylene-responsive transcription factor ERF095-like. The record is from RefSeq and is a predicted model, not a curated record. The transcript has a single exon. Gene Ontology annotation, molecular function: DNA binding; DNA-binding transcription factor activity. Bases 10 to 666 code for a protein of 218 amino acids. Lineage: Eukaryota; Viridiplantae; Streptophyta; Magnoliopsida; Malvales; Malvaceae. Gene Ontology annotation, biological process: regulation of DNA-templated transcription.
CCUCCUGCAAUGAACACCAUGGAUACUUCAACAUUAACUAUGGUGUCUCAGUCAGAUCAAAACCCUAGACAAAACCAGACCUCCAUUGAACCUCUUGAAGCAGAAAGCUUCAAUAAAAUUGGUGAGAAAAGAAGCAAUAAGAAGCUCAAUGGUGGAAGAAGAUACCUCGGGGUCCGACAACGACCGUCGGGACGAUGGGUGGCUGAGAUCAAGAACUCAUCUCAGAAGCUGAGACUAUGGCUGGGGACUUUCGAUAAAGCCGAAGAGGCUGCCUUGGCAUACGAUAACGCCGCCAGGGUUUUACGAGGAAAGGAUGCCAAGACUAAUUUUCAGUAUGAAGAAAACUGCAGGAAUCUGAUAGGGAAGAUUAAUCCAAGGGUUUAUCAGCUUCUUCAGUUAACGAUCAUGAAGAACCAUGCAAGAUCAACAGCUUUGAAAAGUACCAUUAAUGGAAAGAUGGGGAAAAAAUGGGACCCUGUUGGUGGUGGUGAUUUCGAUACGGUUGUUGAAGAAACUAUAUUUUGUUCUUCAAGUAGUUCAGAUGAUCAUCGUCAUGAUGGAGGAGGUAACAACAACAACAAGCUUUGCAAGGUCUCGCUUGGGAAUUCUAAGGUGUAUUCUUCUGUUGUUGUUGCUCCUUCCUUUGGUUCUUCUUUAGAUCAAUAAGGAGAAUAUGAAAAACACUUGUAAUACUUGACAUGAUUCACAGGUUUUUGGUAUUUUUCAUGCAAAUCAGUACAAAAUUGAC